Molecule: messenger RNA, 1074 nt
Organism: Nelumbo nucifera (sacred lotus)
Lineage: Eukaryota; Viridiplantae; Streptophyta; Magnoliopsida; Proteales; Nelumbonaceae
Source: RefSeq, a predicted model, not a curated record
AUGGGAGAAGAAGUUUUCUGUGUAGAGGAUAUGAAUAUGAUCUCCUCCUCUUCGGGAAUUUCACAGUGUAGAAUCUGCCAUGAAGAAGAAGUUGAGAGCUCCAAGAGCUUGGAAGUUCCCUGUGCUUGUUCUGGAACGGUGAAGUUUGCACACAGAGAUUGCAUACAGAGGUGGUGCAAUGAGAAGGGCAAUACCACCUGUGAAAUAUGUCUACAGAAAUUUGAACCUGGGUACACAGCACCACCAAAGAAGCCUCAACAAGCCGAUGUAGCUGUUACUAUCAGGGGAAGCUUGGAGGUUCCAAGACAGGAGCGGCAGCUACACGAUCAUAGCCCGGGAUUAAUAGCAAUAGUCGCUCCCGAAACCGACUACACCGAGUGUUCGGUCGCCGCCGACAGAAGCGCCUCCUGUUGUCGAUCAGUGGCUCUCACUUUUACAAUACUUUUGCUUGCGAGGCACUUCUUAUCAGUGCUUAUGGGUGGAACGGACCAUUAUGUGUUCACAAUUCUUACAGUUUGUAUUCUAAGGGCUGGUGGAGUCGUUCUCCCGCUUUAUAUCUUGAUACGAAUUGUUGCAGCAAUACAGAACAACCUGCAACAGCAGCAGCACAACUAUGUCCGUCCCGUAAAUUCUUAUCUUGAAUAAUUUCAGAUCAGAAUUUUUUACACACUUCCGUCCAUUGUGAUGCAAAUUUUGCCACCAUGAGUACGCUCAGCCAGCACUAAAGCCAAGAAAAACAUUUUUUUUUUCAUAAUGUCCAAUGUCAAAGGCUCCUUUGAAUUUGAAUUUGUCAUUUCGUUCCUCCAAACUCCAGCUUAGGGGAUGUAAUUUGGGCAAACUUGUUUUGAGAUGAGGAUAUGUCAAUUGGAAUGGGCCCAAACUUGGGCCCAGAAAUCUACGUAAAUUAGUCAAAUUGGGUACCUGACUUUGCCCAGCCCAAAUCUGUGUACAUUCUUCAAAUUGGGUACCUGAUUUACACCAGAAAGUCUUGCCUCAGCUGUUUAGGAUAUAAAAAUUUUGAACCAGGAAAUUAGUUGAUUAAUUGAAACUAAAGCCAGUUUAUUUUCUAUUGUU